CUUCUCUCUUCGACUCUUUAGAUUUUCGCAUUUUCAACUGUACAAUCGAUCAGCCAUGGACGUUUCUUCAACAUCUGUUUCAAAACAACAGCCUUUGUCUGAUUCGGAAGUAAAGGUUCAAGGUAAUAGUAACAAAGCUGAUGAGAUAUGUUCGAAUCUACCUGAAAGACAUACCUCAUCGACUUCACCAGCACCCGCGCUCGCGCCGGAGAAGAAGAAGAAGCGAAAUGGGUGUCCUGGCGUUCGUGUUGUCGGAAGUCGUAUUUAUGAUUCUCAGAAUGGCAAGACUUGUCAUCAGUGCCGGCAAAAGACAAUGGAUAUUGUGGCAUCUUGUAAGAAUGAGGAAAAGGAAAAACAAUGCAACGUGAAAUAUUGCCAUAAGUGCCUUCUCAAUAGAUAUGGAGAGAAAACUGAGGAAGUUGAAGCUUUAAAGGAGUGGGUUUGUCCUAGGUGCAGGGGUAUUUGUAAUUGCAGUUUUUGCAGGAAGAAAAACGGGCAACAACCAACUGGGAUACUUACACAUACUGCAAAAUCAAUUGGCUUUGCAUCUGUUUCAGAGAUGCUUAUUGUCAAUGGUUCUGAUGUUCAAUUGCUAAAGGAAUCUACUUGUGGAAUAAAAAGAAAAGGAAAGGAAAAUUCUGGUCUUGAGGAAAACAUUAAGAAGGUGAAAGAGGGAGAUGUGAUAGAUAAUGGAGUUCUUAUAUCAAAGAAAAGGAAAAGGAAGAGCACAAAAGGCAAUGAGGGAAUACAUAAAGAUGAAUGCCAUGAUGACAAUUCCAAGAUUUCUAUUAGUUCCUCGAGUGUUGCUGAAAUUCCCCUGCUGCCUCAAGGAUCUGAAUUGAAAUCUGUAGCUAACAUUGAACUGCAACCUGAAGAAAUUGGUCAUGCAUUGCAGUUAUUAGAAUUUUGUGCUGCUUUUAAAGAGAUUCUUGAACUGAAGAAAGAUGAGUCUGAAUACAUCUUGCGCGAACUAAUUCGUGGGGGCGGUGGAUGUAUAGGACGUUCUUCUCCAGUAGCCCAGUUUCUUGUUCGUUUAUUAACCCUGAUAGACACAGACUCGGGAGAGAGAUCUAAUGUGAUAAAUCAUAGACUAAGCCACAAAACAUCAUGGCUGCUUGCACUACACAGAUGUAUCUCUACUUCAACAUUUCUACCAGGGAAAUUGAAAUUUGAUCAAUUUGACGGGGGAGUUGACAGUUUCAAAAGUUUAAACUCCGUAGAAAGGCUUACUCUUGUAAACUUUGUGUGUGAUGAAGUUCUUUGCACCAGCAAGGUAAGAAAUUGGAUGGAAGAACAGCAAUUGAAAUGCAAUGAGGAGGUGAAGGAAACAAAAGAAAAAAUUGCUGCUGCGAAACAAAAGGAGAAACAAUUGAAGCAGAAGAUGAAAGAUGAGUUGGCUGAAGCGAUCAAUGCGAAAAAUGGUGUUCCUCUUUCAGUUUCUGAACAUACAACCAUCAUCUCACAAUUUAAAGUGCAAACAGACCAAGUUCGUGCUGAGAUAUUGGAAGCAAAAAAAUUGCUAUGUUCAGAAAAACAACAUUGUAGUUCUGUUAGGAGAAAGCCUGUCUUCAUGGAUAAUGAGGGACUUAUAUUUUGGAGAUUGAAGGGUUGUGGCAAUGAGUCAAAUAUUAUACUUCAAGAAGUAAGUCUCCUAGAUGAAUUAGAUGUUCAUGAAAAAUGGUUUACUUAUGAAGAAGGGGAGCAAAUGGACAAGGUUAAGAAAUACAUAUCAUUCAAGACAAUUCUAGAAGAAUAUUCGACACACUACCAGAUUGAAGAUUCGACCGAUGAAAACCCAUCGACUCAAUUCGAUCGAGCUUGCGAUUUCUAUCUAGACUUUCCAACAAUCAACGAUUGA
Impatiens glandulifera is the source of this 1858-nucleotide messenger RNA. RefSeq lists its product as uncharacterized. The transcript has 13 exons. The record is from RefSeq and is a predicted model, not a curated record. Lineage: Eukaryota; Viridiplantae; Streptophyta; Magnoliopsida; Ericales; Balsaminaceae. Gene Ontology annotation, biological process: regulation of DNA-templated transcription. Gene Ontology annotation, cellular component: nucleus. Bases 56 to 1858 code for a protein of 600 amino acids.